AGCUCAGUAGUGCUCGAACAAUAGUCCUGUCCUCUUAGGGAUAUAUUUUUAUUAAGUGUAGUGAAAUAUCGAACUGUCAUAAUCCAGCAAAAUGCCUUUCAAUGUUAUGAUCCAGUUAUGUAACAUCACGAGACAAAGUAAACUUUUCCAGAGGAACUUUUACUUGCCACUGCUCAAGCCUUUGUCGCCCAAGGAUGCCCUUCGGAUACACGUUAUCACAGGCAAAGAUGUAUUGUCGAAGGCUCUUGAGCACUGGAUCCCCGUCCUGGAGGAGUAUUCGGCCAGGGUGGCUAGGAAAAGACAUAUGCCUAAGGGGAAAGGAAAAAAACGACUUCGAAAGAAGGAAUCCAUGAAGUAUUUGAUGCCGUUCUUCGAUAGCGGCAUGGACAACCAUGCGAAACUUGAAAACGUUUGUAACAGGAAGUCCAAGGGCCGCGGACAAUGUUACACGUAUUACAUCCCGGAGAAGAAGUGCACCCUGGUGUUCACCCACCAGAUGGAACGCGCCAUUAGGGACAAGGAUAUCAUCGAUGUAAUUAUCGCACAGAGACACGAGAAGAUUUUGGUUAAGAUGCGGGAUGGUACCAAAGUUGUCAUGCCACUGAGUCCUUACAACGGUAAAGGACCUCUUUACAGAGGCGAAGGUUGGACCCGCAAAGACAUCGAGGAGUACCAUCAUCAUGGUAGAGAAACCUUCUCUAUUGCCCAACUUUUCGAAGCGAAAGAAGCAGGCAUAGAAGAAUGGGAGCUGGAAAUGAUGAGGAUGGCUAACAAGCGCAAGAAAAAGAUGAAAGGCGAGGAUACCCGCGAUUGGAAAGAGAUGCUCGCGGCAACAGCUUCGAACAUGGACUGGGACGCGUUCGAAGAAGAAACCAAGCAGAUCGUCGAACAAGCUAAUGAGCCCGUCAAUGAUGAGCCAAUUGCCAUGCAACUGGAUAAUAUUGAUAAAACUUGCGACGUUAUAGAUAAAUUGAAAGCGGCAGGCGAAGAAGUUCUGUCCUUACUACCAACUAUGCCAGAAAUCCCUGAAAUCCUUAAGGUCAUCAAAGAUCAAAGUGAGUUAACAGAAAUAGCAAAUAUAUCUGGGGCACGUGUCAAUUUGAAGGCAUCAGCGGAACGUCCCGGGGAACGGUUCGUUCCCGGCCAAAUGGUGACGUCAGAGGAGGGAGACCUAUUCGUGCCAGGACAAACGAUCCUUAACGAAUCCGGUGUCAAGGAGUACACGCCCGGGUUCACGGUAUUAUUAGACAACGAGCCCACCCUAAUUCCCGGUUUGGUAAUGGGCAAUGACCCGGAUAAAUCCAUGUUCCUGCCAGGCGAGUCGACUAUCACCGAGUCGGGUGAAUUACAGUUCGCGGCGACCGACGAGGACAUAUUGCCGCACGUCGACACCCCGCCCCCCGAAAAGGAGGUGGAAGAAAUCGAGCUGGAAGAGGAGCAAAACAGCGAAGACGAGGAGAUCGAACAGAGACCGCCCCCCAAACCAAAAAGGAAGGAGCUCACUUACGAGCGACCCAAGCGCGAGUUUAAGACGGAAAACAUGGGUCCUAAACGUCGCGUCCGCGGUCCUAAAAAAGUAGCGGAACCAGCCCCUGCACCGGCACCACCAACCCUAGAGAGGCGCCCGACCAUUAUCAUCGAGGCGAAACUGUUCAAUCUACAAACCCCCACGUUUGAGAAGGAUAUUUUGGAGCAACAGAAGGAACGCGUCGAGGCGUUUAAAGAGAAAACUGGCAAAGAAGAAGCCAGGCUGAACAAAUAUCGGCUGGAAUUGAGAAUGAAAGCGAAGAAGAUGAGAGAAUCACUGCCACCCCCGCCCAUAUACGAGCCCCUGGAGCCGGUAAGAAAGAGUGAAAAAUUACGCGAACUUGAGAAGAGCAUCAAAAAGGGUCGAUUCUUUGAAGCCGACCAUAAGAAAUACAUAACCAACGAGUACACCGAGAAAUUCCAUUGGAUAGAUACGUACCAAUAUAAAAAAGUGUUCGACACGGUGGGGAUCAUGCGUCAUCGUGUAUGGAAACCGGUAUAUUCGCAUUAGAAGUGUUACUAAAUUCGGACAGUCGAUCAGGUGACGACGAGUCGGGCAACGAGUCAAGAUUCUUCGGAUUCCACCUGUGCAUAGAACUAAUAAAAAUUAGUUCACUGUCGCCGCUGCUCGACUCGCCGAUCCGAUCUUAGCUUUUAUAUAA
Anthonomus grandis grandis is the source of this 2189-nucleotide messenger RNA. RefSeq lists its product as uncharacterized. NCBI's taxonomy places the organism in Eukaryota, Metazoa, Arthropoda, Insecta, Coleoptera, Curculionidae. The record is from RefSeq and is a predicted model, not a curated record. The transcript has 3 exons. The coding region runs from base 92 to 2038 and encodes 648 amino acids.